Molecule: messenger RNA, 3585 nt
Organism: Plenodomus lingam JN3
Lineage: Eukaryota; Fungi; Ascomycota; Dothideomycetes; Pleosporales; Leptosphaeriaceae
Source: RefSeq, a predicted model, not a curated record
AUGGCUGCUCGCAGCAAAACGCCUGCAAUUGGCUCUGCCGGAUGGAUUCUGGAGGAGCGCCAUCAAUCAAAUGACCUGGUCGCGCAGGAGCUUGAGGACUUCGGCUUCUCUGUGCGCAACGAGCUGGAAUGGCUCAACGAGCACAUGUUUGACAUCUUCGCGAAUGGCGGCCAGACCAACCUCGACGUCUUCAAGACACCGGGCAAGCUACGCGGCAAGACGCCUCGCACUGCGCGCAAGAAGAUUGCGGAGCCCCGACAGGUAGCUACGCGCGUCCAAUUUUGCGAGGCACUUGCUAACAGCAGGCAGCCGCUGGCCAGCAUUCUCUCGGUCAACUCACAGAAGAACCUCAGUCCCGCCGAAAUGAGCUUGAGGAAUACUCUUUUGAAGAGCACCACCAAACCGCGAUUUCACAUCGCAGAAGACGCAGAGAACACGACGCGUAUUGAGUCACCCACGGCAAAGACACCCGUUGCCCGGCAACUAUUCUCUAACGCACUUGGCUCUGGAAAGGAAAAUAUCGAGAGCAAUAUGGACACCAAUGCCUUUGAUAAGCCCCCAGCAGAGCCUCUGGCUGUGCCUUGGAGUCCCGUGCAAUCUUCUCAGGAUUCUGUAAUGACUUCCGAUGAUGUCUUUUCGCCCCCGCAAACACAGUCAACACAGCCUACGCAAGCAACCGACUCUUUCAAAAGCACUUCACACGAAGAAGAUGAACGGCGUGACACGGGUGAUUCUUUCGUCUCCGCAAACGAAGCUUUCGGAAACAGAAAAAUAUCGGAGGGGAUUCUGCAUGAUCAGAACGAUGAUGCGAUGGAUGUCGAUGAUAGCCGGGCCAAUCUUUGCAAUUCUGAUGCGCAAGGCACCGUUGUUCAUCAUGACUCAAGCAUGAAUGACGAUCAAAACGAGGCCAUGGAAAGCAUGCCCAACUUUCCGGAACCACCCCGCAUUUCUGAACAAUAUAGCAUUUCUGCAGACACGCACGAGGCGCUGGACACCGCCAACCAUGGUGCCUUUGCCGCAGAGCCCAAAAAUCGUUUCGCACCAGAUCAGUCCACAACACCCGCUGGUCCACCCCCAGGCGAACAAAUCGAGUUUGAUGAUACUGUCGUCCAUCACGAUAUCGAUGAUCAAAUGGACAUGGACGAUGAUGUACGUUCUCCUUCAGAUAAUUCGAGUCCCGUGAAGCCGCUAGUUAGGAAGAGCAGUCUCACUUUCGCCUCUUUGCCGGCGCGUGAACCUUUGAUUGCCAAAAAGAGCAUGGGCAACCGCGUCUCGCGUACAAGUCAUCUCGAUCAAGCACGCGGCCGCAACAGCCAAAUGGGCCGGUUUACGGGGGGUAAGAGCUUAGGUGGCUCACAAUUAGCUCAUCCGGCAGAGGUGCACCAUGAUGAUGAAAUGGAGACCGACACAGAGCGUCCAGAACUUCAGAGAGAAGAAUCAGAGUCGACCAAAAUCCACAACAAGACUUCGACCCAGCGACUCUUUGAGCGCAUCAACAUGCUCAAACAACAAAAUGAAGCACCGAAGCGUAUCAGCCAGAAUAUACAAUCUUCACAGUCCUCUCAGCCGCAGAGCUUCUCCACACAUCCCAAAGAGGACAUUCCUCAGGCGCAAUCAUCUCAACCCUCGUACCCUGCACUACACACCGUCGACUCCGCGAAAGACGAUGACGACGAUGAAGAUGAUUGGAUCUCUCCCGUUAUCAUGGCAGCACCUGUUCCGAAGACCACCAAACCGGCACUUAGCAAGAGCCACACUGCCGAACCCACGCAGUCACCCGCGAGGUCUAAACCUACAGGCCUGAACUCUAGCUCAAACCCGGAUCUCGCAUCAGCUGUCGAGUCAACAACUCCUGUAGGCUCUCCGACGGGCAAGAAAUACAUGGAUGGUGCUCUCAGUGCGUCCAAAUCAAAGCUAUACUCAGCUUUCCGCUCAGCCAAGGAAAAGCUCAUUGGUUCAAGCGCAACCAGCGCUCAGGCGAAACUCGAUGCGUUGAAUGACAGCCCCAGGAGACCCCAAAUCACGUCACAAGAGUCGGCAGAUGAUAUCUUCACCAGCCCGAAGAGAACAGAGAAACCUGCUGGAAUCUUCUCGCAUAUCCGCUCACCAUCAAAAGAGUCAAACAAAUCUGCUAAAUCCAACAAGAGCGCCAUGGUGCAUGGAAGUCCCACCAAGGGCGAUGGUCGCCGUACUCGUAGCUCCACUGAGCGCGAGAAGCUGCAAGAGCGGGAAAUCAGGGAGAAAGAUGCAAAAGAAGCUAAGCAACAGCAACGCGCUGAAGACAAGCUCAAAGACAUGCGCGAAAAGGAGCAGAGCAAGGCCGCGGCACAGCAUCAGAAGGCCAGAGCUAUCGGAGCAAAGACUCCCUCGGCAAUGUCAUCCUCCUCAAGCCUACGACAACCGGCCGCUAGUGGAGCUGCCAAAACACCAGUCGCGGUACCAGGGCCGCCACAACAGGCUUCCCGGCCCGGCAUCAGUCGAACCAAUACAGCCUCAUCUAGAGAGCAAGAUGUCGACUCCACAGACGAGAUGCCACCGCCCGCUGCACCAAAGAGCUUGUUGCCGACCACCAAGACGACGAAAGCAUCUCUUCGUGAGCCCAGGAAGCUCACUAAACCAAACAGCAAGGACACAUUGCCUAAAACCAAGGCACCGCAGAAGAUCAUGGUCAACCUCAACAGCAGCACAUAUGGCCGUGCUCCGCCACCUGCUCCUCGUCCAGCUCCAGUCUCAAGCAAGCCACCUCCAGUUGCUCCUCAGGCAGUCGUCAAGUCUAGUGCCCCAGCGCCUCGACCAAUCUCAGCCGCAAGGCCUGCUUCAGCAAUGGCUGGCAAAGCAGGUUCAUCGAAGGCAGCGCAGCCUAUCGCUAAGCCUACAACAGGCCCUCGAUUAAAUCGUGCACAAACUCUGGCUACGGAGAAACCUAAAGCUCCUGCACCGGCGCCUCGUGCUGAUCUUGGUGCUGCUCGGCCCGUCUCUCGGAUGCAAACAGUUCAAGAUGCUACUCGCAUCAACAUUCCUCAGAUCAACCCUGCUAAGCCACCCAAACGUCCCUUCCAAGGAGAGAACGAUGAGACGCUCCAUCGCCCAGCCAAGCGACCAUCGCAACAAGCGAAGAUGAACCCAAUCACUCCUGCACAUGCACAGUUCGCAAAGGGCAAGAUCCCCUUCGCAGAAACAGCCCACCCACCCCAACAAGCUGCUGCAAUUCAGUAUCCCAACGGAGAUGAUAUCAAGCUUCCUGAAAUCAUGACUGACUCUGAAGAUGAGGAUUCUGACAAUGACUUCGAGCAGCCUAGCUGGGUCAACACGCCCAAUCUGCGCGAGAUGCUCAGCAACCAGCAACUCAUGGACCCAGAAGCUAUUUUCGGCCCCAUCCCCGCUCUGGAAAUGGAAAAGGUUUUCCCGAACAAAGAGCGCCAUAAACGAUUCCGCGAGCGCACGAGCAGCGCCUUCUGGGCAAACGAUGAGGUCACGGCUGAGGAGAAGAGGAAGGAGAGAGAGGCGAGGGAGAGACUUGUGAGGGAGGGAGGCUGGACGUAUAAUCCUUCUCCGCGUCCGACUCAUGCCGGUCCGUCCCGCUAG